Endocarpon pusillum Z07020 is the source of this 2004-nucleotide messenger RNA. RefSeq lists its product as uncharacterized. NCBI's taxonomy places the organism in Eukaryota, Fungi, Ascomycota, Eurotiomycetes, Verrucariales, Verrucariaceae. The record is from RefSeq and is a predicted model, not a curated record. Bases 1 to 2004 code for a protein of 667 amino acids. The transcript is spliced from 2 exons.
AUGGAAAGUGGAAAGAGUUCUGUCGAGACAAGAGAGUCAGCCGGCCGACUGCUACCUCACUCUUGUGUUCAUUGCCGAACACCACUUCGAAUCUCUUCGAGCCGGUCUCGGCCAAUACCGCGAAUUCUUUUUCCUCAAACCAGUAGGCAAGCCCGCGAGGCGUAUCUCGAUGGUUGUACGAUCUUCAAAGAGCUUAUCGAGAAUUACAGUCGUCAGAGAAUUUGGCAGCUGAUCAAGAAACAUUAUCUCGACAGAUGCGACCAUUGCCGGAGCGUUCGCCAGCGUUUCGAACAUGUCCUGAGAAGCCUGAGUCGCAAACCUUUCACACUGACUCUAGAAGCCUGUCCUGAUGCUCGUGGCCCGGAGCCAGCAUUGCUUUCUUUCGCAUAUCUUGACAGUGGAAAUGGAGUACAAGGGAGGCGUCUCAACGCAUACACUUAUACUGGGGACAAUGUUGAAUGGAUGUUACCUUCGAUCGAUCUGGAAGUGCAUUCUUCUCAGACUAUAUUAAAUGUAAAGCAGUGGCUGUCGAACUGUACCUGCGUCUCAAGCAAAAAUGGCGACGGUCCGUUUAGACCUACGCGAAUUAUUGACUUGGGAGGCGAACCAAGUAGCGACGGCUUCGCGGUCAAAAAGUCAGAAGAGACAUCUGUUCCGGCUUACGUUUGUCUGUCGUACUGCUGGGGUGACCGGCAGUCACUCUAUUGCUCAAGCCGCAAUAUUGACUCAAGUGGAGCCUGGAACGGGCACAUUAGCAGUCUACCAGCAGCAUUCCAAGACACUUUCAGUAUAGCUCGCGAAUUAGGCUUUCGGUACUUAUGGAUUGACAGUUUGUGCAUCGUCCAAGAUGAUAACGAUGAUAUGAAGAGGGAAAUUCUUCAGAUGCCUCUCAUAUACAAGAACGCAGAGCUGACAAUCUGUGCAUCUUCGACGGAAUCUUGCCGGGAAGGAUUCCUUCAGUCUAGGCCAGAUUACAGCGAAUAUCAGAUACCGGUCAAGUUUCCCGAUGGGCGUGGUGGUACGGUUUAUCUGGACAGCCACAAAUGUUGGCUUCCGCCAGCGACCGAGCCGCUGGGCACUCGCGCAUGGGCGUACCAAGAGCGCCUACUGUCACCUCGAUUGUUGGAGUACGGCUGGAGAACUGUCCGCUGGUCUUGCUCGUGCUGUACUAGCUAUGGCGGCCACCAGCGUCUUCCUUCUCUCAACAAAGACUCAACCGCACAAGACGGCUCUCUCAAUUAUAAUCUGUUCCCAACUCUCAAUCCUCUUAGCGUUCCAACAUUCCCACGCUCCAGAGAAGAGCUCUUUCAGUCCUGGAAAUUCAUCGUCGAGGAGUAUUCCACUCUCAAACUUACCUUUGCAGACGACCGUUUGGCAGCUAUUGGUGGAGUCGCCCAAGAAUUGCGUCGACUCACCGGCAUUCCGUAUCUCGCAGGCUUGUGGAACUACGAGACACUUCCUUCGCUCUUACAAUGGAGAGUGAUCGCUCCUCCAAGCGAAAUGCAUACGCGACCGAGGAUCGAUCGAACGCCAUCGUGGUCAUGGGCCGGCCUCGAUAAUGCUGUUUCAAUCCACUGCAGCGAAGAAGCAAUUCCUCAAUUCAGGAUCCUGACUGCGAGCGCUGUAGGGGGCUUCGGAAAGACCGCUCAUGGAUCGAUCACGAUCCAUAGUCUCGCUAGAAGCGGAAGAUGGUGGUGUGAAGCAGGAGAUUUAAGAAUGGGAACGGUAAAAUCGAACAUGCGGAGUACAAAGGAGUCAAUGGAUGGGUUGGUCGUUUGGCCAGAUUGUGCCGAUGAGAUCGUUACUUUUGUGAAUGGUGCUGUGGUCGCUCUCCAAAUUGACCUUACAUUCAUUGCCGUUGGGAUAGCUAAUUGGGAUAGAAAUCGAGUAAGGGGCUUGAUUCUGCAGAAGGGCUGUAGUGAUGUCCAUACUCGUGUCGGCUUUUUUCAUGCGUCGCUCAGCUCUGUACGGAGUUGGCAGGCGUUCACUGUCGAGAUUGUGUAA